Frankliniella occidentalis (western flower thrips) is the source of this 2950-nucleotide messenger RNA. RefSeq names its product nuclear receptor coactivator 5 (gene Neos). The transcript is spliced from 10 exons. Bases 416 to 2146 code for a protein of 576 amino acids. Lineage: Eukaryota; Metazoa; Arthropoda; Insecta; Thysanoptera; Thripidae. Gene Ontology annotation, molecular function: RNA binding. The record is from RefSeq and is a predicted model, not a curated record.
UCUUCUCCUCUCUUCGACUCAGGCUGAAGGAGCUGAAGCCAAGCCUAUGGCUGGUAAACUUUGGUAAACAACAAUCUUUUUAAAACAGAUUAUCGUUUCGUAAUAACUUCUUCGCUGUGAGAAAAUUGAAUGAAUGAAUUAUGGUCAAUUUUUCACGCUAUCGUGUUACAUCUCAAACGUAUUUCAUCAUACGGCAACCUCAUAUAUUUGUAACCGGUAACCAGCUGCACUAGGACAUCAGUUCAUUCGUCGUUGACGUUCUUGUAUGUUUGUGUGCCGUUCCGCUCCUAUUUUAAGCAGCUAGCGGGGGAAAUCCCCUUAAUGUUUAGAAAUGUGUGUUUUUUAAGAGGCAUUUAUCACUAUCUGGUUAGUAUUUGCAGAAGACAUCUUGGCAAGAUAAUCAGUUUAUCAUAAAAUGAGCGGCUUUGCUGUUGACUCUACAUUUCAAGAGAGGCUAAACAUGAAAGACCCUUCCACUGCUAGUUCUAGGAUAUUUGUUGGGAGUAUUCCUCAUGAAAAUGUUGAUCGUCAGGACAUAGAGGAUGCCUUUUCCAGAUUUGGGAAAGUUACUGGAGUGCUGUUGAAUCGAGGUUUUGGAUUUGUACAGUUUGAAAAUGAACGAAGUGCCAUUGAAGCCAUUAAUGAGCCGGAUAUUAUAUUUAAAGGCAGGAGGCUUGAUGUCAAACAAGCCAGAGUCUUCAAUAAAGCUGGUAGGGACCUGAGGGAUGAAAGAGACCGAGAUAGUUACUGGGAUGAUCGAGACAGGGAAAGAGAGAGAGACCGAGAUAGGGAAAGGGAUCGAGACUACAGAGAGGAUAGGGAUAGAGAACCUUAUCGUGAUCGUUCGCCUUUGGAGGAUAGAGCCAGGGAACGACGUGAUGAUAGGGAUUGGAGACCAAGAGAGCGUGAGCGCUUUGACACUUUUCCCAAGGCAACUACUGAGAGGGAUCGGUUUUAUGAUACUCCAAGAGAUCGGUAUCGUGAAAUUGAUUACAGAGACAGACCAGCGGAAAGGUUCAGUGCACCUGUUUACCGAGCUGAAGUCAUAGAUUCUCGCAGCCUUCCUAUUCAAACCCCAGGAAUGGAUAGAACUAAUGAUUGUGAAAUAAUUGUCAUCAACAAAAAACAAACACGCUAUGCAGAAUUUGUUGAAGAAAAACUGAAAAAAUUAGGAUUGACUGUGGAUAUAUUAUAUCCAAAUGAGGAUGUUCAAAUGUCCCGUGUUCUUGGGAACAUAAGCAGUCGUGGCACGCUCUAUGCAAUUAUGAUUGAGCCAAUAAAUGAAGAUCAUGACUCUCUUACAGUAAAUAUACUUCAUGGUACACCAGAAGCUCACCGUAAUAUGCCAUUAAAGGAUGCUAUCAGCCUUAUAACUCGUAACUUUGAUGACUAUAAACAGUCCAACAGAAAUGACAAAGGAAGUGCUGCAGGAAGACCUGUUCCUGUUCCUGUGGUCCCAAUCCCUGUAGUUGGACCUGCAACUCUUGUUCAGGAAAAACACCCAGAUCCAAUUCAGGCUCUUCUAAAGUUGCUGGCUGAUAAUUGUCCCCUGACUGUACUUCAGUAUGAUAAAGUGAUAGCUUAUCUUACUAGUAAACGAGAGCUUCAAGUUCGUAUUGAGCUUGGCGAAAGUGAAGUAAAUUCAACUCCUCUACCUGUAGCAUCUCGAGAGUCCCCAACUGCUGACAAACAAGCAGAAUUACAAAACCGAAUAAUGAGUAUUUUGAGUGCAAAGGGAGCAUCUACAAGCGGGCCAUCCUUACCUACUGUGUCUGUUCCUCCACCAGCUCCUGUUCCUGCACCUUCAUUACCUAUCACAGUUUCUUCAGGUAUUUCAGCUGCAUCAAGUUUAGCAUCUGUCAUAGCUGCAUCUUCUCCGGCCCCAGUGUCUACAGGUUCAUGGAACCCCCCAAAGCCUCAAACAGAUUCAGCUACACCAAUAUUGAGUGACCCUAAUGUUCAGAAAGCAUUGGAUAGCCUGAUGCAAGGAAAUCUUCUACAGCGGCUUGUAGGAUCUUCUAGCAUUAUUACUUCAAACUCAUCAACUAUCACUACAUCAUCCAACAGUCUACCCUCAGGCCCUCUCUUCAAUGCCUAUGGUAACCCGGCAUCUAAUUCGAAUCAUGUUGGUGGCCGACGAUUUUGAUAGGGUGUUAAAAUUAAGCAGAGUAUCUUUUGAAUCUUAAUCCUAGCUUUGUCCAGUUUCAUUCCUUUCAUACUUUUGAUCUGAGAAAAGUUGACCUUGCUUCACUAGAGUUACAUUACAACUGUCCAUGUGUUUUAUGGUUUGUCAGUUAAGCCACUGUUUGUGCACAGUCCAAUGCUAGCAUUUAAAUUUUUUUCAGUUGUCAAUAACACCUUAACUGAUCAGGGAGACAAAAGAAUUUAUAAAAUGAUCUUUUGCUAGUGAUAUCUUACAGUUAAAGUUGUUAUUUCAAAAUUGUGUGUAACAUUCAUGCAAUUUUGAUUUUUGCAUUGUUCCACUACAUUUUUUUAUGAUUCUUAAAUAGCGGGUUCCUUCCUUGGCCUUAAAAUGUUUAAUCCAAACCUGUAAGAUUUUGGUGGAUAAACAACUGGCGCACUUUAGAACUAGAAAUUCAACCUGCAAGUUCAGAUGUUUUCCUUGAGAGCUGUGUGUUUUUUCAAUUAAGAAUUUAAGUGUUUUAAUCUCUUAACUUAAGUAAAUCCCGCAAGAUUAUGGCAGUCAGUCACCAAUGUGUGAUGAGAUCCUGUCAAGUAUUAGUUCUGUAGCUGGACUAAUCUUGUCUUAAUUUUACAUUUUCCACAAGAUCAACUUUUCUUCUCUCUCUCAAUCGUUUUUUGUUGUUGUUUUGUCAAUCAUUUGCAAACUACUUCAUCAGCAAUGUUCACUACGUGUACUCACAACUUAAGUGGAAAAGUGUUGUUUAGUUGUAGAUCAGUUGGUCUAAAUAAAAAAAAUUUUAAUGUG